This is a messenger RNA of Penaeus vannamei (Pacific white shrimp), 1482 nucleotides long. The record is from RefSeq and is a predicted model, not a curated record. NCBI's taxonomy places the organism in Eukaryota, Metazoa, Arthropoda, Malacostraca, Decapoda, Penaeidae.
CCGACUCACUGUAGUGUGACAGCCACUUGAAGGAACUAAAUGAUGGAAAGUAGAAUGCAAAUUAAAAAAAGUAUCACGUUUAUCAAUAUCCUUUGGGACAUAAUAGAAACUAUUAUGUUUAUGAAAUGACUUUCGUGAAUGCUUUAUUUCAUUCCAGAAUUUUCCUGAUUUCAGCUCACAGCUUAUCCGCCCCAUUCCUGUUGGUGUGGUGCUUCUUCCAUUCGUUCCACACUGGCCGUCUCUCAUAAUCUUUGGCUAUCAGGGGCUCAACAUCCUUCCUGCUCUCCAUCCAAUAUCGUCCACCCGCGCGGGUUGAGCAGGCAAGAAUGAUCCGAGCAAACAGGAAAGCGGGUUGAAACGGGCUGCCGGCGCCGCCACGCUCGAACCUGCUUCCUCUGUGCACGCUUACACUUGUUUACAUGGUUGAAUUCUUGACGCGGGUCGGCGCUGGUAGCCGGCGCGGGCAAACCUGCUUUCUCUGUGCACGCACCCUUACUCCUUUGCACCUUUCUGAAAGGAAAAUCUGCGCCCCAUCUUGUGAAAGAAAGGGUUUCUCGAGUUCGUCACUUCUCUCGCUUCUGAUUGGCUGAUCUCUUGAUCCUAUCUCGCUUCUGAUUGGCUGAUCUAAUCCUAAUCCUCGGCCAUCCAGUGACACAAUCAUCACCUCCAGAGACGCCCACUCUCAGAGCAAGACCCGACGGGAACACACUUCUCCAGUGAAAGACACUUGUGGACAUUGAAGCCCCUUCAAAGCAGUCACGAGCGCCAUGACGAAGACAGCGGCCGCGGGGUUAUCCGUUCUCGUGAUCUUGGCUGCCGCUUGGAUUUCCGUCUCGGGGCUUGGGUAUUCUGCCUCGUCGAAGUCUGACAGCUCUCUUUGUCCCGACACCGACACCUUGCCAGCAUGUUCGGCGAAGAUGACCCAGUGUGCCCCACUCAAUUCGCUGUUGGCUCCCCUUCUUGGCACUCCCAGCGCCAUCAUCAGCUGUUCCAACUCGACGGGAAUUCCGCUCUCCCCUAGAUAUUACGCCAAUCUAGGGAAAGCCAUGGUGACGGGUGAGAGCUCAGGCCUUGGUGGUAAGCCGACGUCAGAUCCCAUAGCCAAUCUUGCCAUCAGGCAGUGUGUCCUGAACUCAACAGGAAUGCUCGGUCCAGAUAUGAGCCUCGACAGGACGGCCGUCGGCGCUACUGUGAGCCUGCUCUCCCCGCCUGAUCUUGGCUCUGCCGUCUUCGUCGCCGCCACCACCACCUGCCCGGUGCCCUCCACGCUCAAAAUCACCGACUACAUUAAGUGCAUCAAGAAGACGUGCAUAGCCAAUGCUGUGGUUCCGGGCAUGGCGCCGUCAGGCAUGGUUGUGCCUACUGUGUCCGUUCGCGAUAUUGCCACUCCAACCUUUUUCUAGCUGCUGUGGUGAUAGUGAUGAUGAUAAUGGUGAUGGCGAUGAUGAUUGGACUUUACUAUUUAGUAAAUCUGAGUCUUAA